Solanum verrucosum is the source of this 2420-nucleotide messenger RNA. RefSeq names its product subtilisin-like protease SBT3. Bases 123 to 2309 code for a protein of 728 amino acids. Gene Ontology annotation, molecular function: serine-type endopeptidase activity. Gene Ontology annotation, biological process: proteolysis. Lineage: Eukaryota; Viridiplantae; Streptophyta; Magnoliopsida; Solanales; Solanaceae. The transcript has a single exon. The record is from RefSeq and is a predicted model, not a curated record.
GAGGAAAAAAAUAUGUUAGGAGUACCUUUUCUUUUGUUUUCUUGGUGUCUUUUGGUCCUUCUUUGUUAUUAGGAACCUCAGCAGAGAGGUCUACUUACAUUGUCCAUUUGGACAAGUCUUUUAUGCCUAAAAUUUUUGCUACUCACCAAAACUGGCAUUCUUCCAUUAUUGAUACCAUCAAGAUUGAAUCUCCCACUACACAAAAUGGCCACCAUCCAGUUCCAAAACUUCUUUAUUCUUAUGACAAUGUCAUCCAUGGAUUCAGUGCUGUUUUGUCUAAAGAUGAGCUUGAAUCGCUUGAGAAAUCGGCAGGUUUCCUUUCAGCUUAUAAAGAUAGGAGUGUUGAAGCUCACACAACUCAUACCUCAGAGUUUCUUAAGCUCAAUCCUGCUUCUGGGCUAUGGCCGGCUUCUGGUUUUGGUCAAGAUGUUAUCAUCGGUGUACUCGACUCUGGUGUCUGGCCAGAAUCUGCUAGUUUCAGUGAUGAUGGAUUACCUGAAAUUCCAAAAAGGUGGAAGGGAAUUUGCAAGGCAGGAACAGAUUUUAAUUCUUCAUUGUGUAACAGGAAAAUCAUUGGGGCUAAUUAUUUCAACAAAGGGAUUUUGGCUGAUAAUCCUACUGUGAAUAUUUCAAUGAAUUCUGCAAGGGAUACUAGAGGUCAUGGCACACAUGUUGCCUCCAUUGCUGCUGGUAAUUUUGCUAAAGGCGCUUCGUAUUUUGGAUAUGCUACUGGAACAGCAAGAGGUAUGGCGCCACGAGCUAGGAUAGCUGUGUAUAAAUUUAGCUUUGAGGAAGGAACCUUCACUUCUGAUUUAAUUGCUGCAAUGGAUCAAGCUGUUGCAGAUGGUGUUGACAUACUAACUAUUUCUUAUGGGUGGGUUAGGAUUCCAGUGUAUCAAGAUUCAAUUGCGAUAGCUUCUUUUGGUGCCAUGAUGAAAGGUGUCUUAAUCUCUGCUUCAGCUGGAAAUAGUGGCCCUGAAAUGGGAACUAUAAAUAAUGGUGUCCCUUGGAUCUUUACUGUGGCGUCAUGCAGUACUGAUCGAGCAUUCUAUGGGACUUUAACUCUUGGGAAUGGCGUAAAUAUUACUGGAUUUAGCUUGUUUCCAGUGAAAACCAUCAUCAAGAAUUUUCCAGUGCUUUACAACGAAAGUAUAUCACCUUGUGAUUCAUCUGAUGUAUUAGCCAAAGUCCCUAAUGGUGGACGUAGCAUUAUGAUUUGUUUUAGUAAUGCAGUAGAAGUAGAGGACCAAAUGGCGGCUAUCUCAGAGUCAAAAUUUGGAGGAGCCAUCUAUAUUUCAGAUGAUCCAGAUGUAUUGUCAUCCAAUUUUUUUCCAAAUCCUGGAGUUGUGAUUAGCACCAAGGAAGGGAAACAAGUGAUAGACUAUGCAACCAAAAGUGCUAAACCAAAAGUCAGCCUCAGUUUCCAGGGAACACGUAUUGAUGUAAAGCCUGCUCCGGCUGUUUCUGCAUUUUCCUCGAGAGGCCCCUCUCUAAGCUAUCUGCAAGUAGCAAAGCCAGAUAUUAUGGCACCAGGAGAGUUAAUUCUAGCAGCCUGGCCAUCAAACAAUUCAGCUACAGUUAUUGGUGUCAAUACAUUUUUGGGUAGUGAUUACCGUCUUGUAUCAGGUACUUCCAUGGCUGCUCCUCACAUUGCUGGAAUCGCUGCAAUGCUUAAAGGAGCACAUCCUGAUUGGAGUCCUUCAGCUAUUCGAUCUGCCAUGAUGACCACUGCCAACCAUUUGGAUAAUACUAAAAACCCCAUCAAAACCGAGGAUGGUAACAGCGAUACUACAUCAUUAGCUAUGGGAGCCGGACUUGUUGAUCCAAACCGUGCAGUUGAUCCAGGCCUGAUAUAUGAUGCCACUCCACAAGACUAUGUGAAUCUUCUCUGCUCCAUGAAUUUUACACUAGAGCAAUUCAAUACAAUUGCUAGAUCAUCAGCUAAACACAACUGUUCAAAUCCAUCUGAUGAUAUCAAUUACCCGUCAUUUAUUGCUCUCUUUAGCCCAAUUGGGAACUACACUUGGUUGGAGAAGAAAUUCAGGCGGACAGUCACAAAUGUUGGAGCCGGUGCAGCUAAGUAUGUAGCAAAAGUGAUAGCACCAAAAAGCUCGACAAUUUCCAUCUCUCCACAAACCUUAGUGUUUGAGAAGAAAAAUCUGAAGCAGGACUACACUCUUACCAUACGUUACAAAGGCAUUGCAGAUGACCAAGCACAAUCUGGUUCAAUCACUUGGGUUGAAGAGAACGGUCAUCACACCGUAAGAAGUCCUAUAGUAGUAGCUCCAGCGCUUGAUGCCUGGACCUGAAAUGUUGCAGUUGGCAAAACUGUUGCAUUUCUAAGUUUGUAACUCUCCAAGAGAGUACUGUUGAAAUUGGAACUGUUGCAUUUGAGUUAUCAAUAAAGCAUGACUUUAUUU